Messenger RNA from Panicum virgatum (switchgrass), 1551 nucleotides. RefSeq lists its product as uncharacterized. The record is from RefSeq and is a predicted model, not a curated record. Bases 316 to 870 code for a protein of 184 amino acids. The transcript has 6 exons. NCBI's taxonomy places the organism in Eukaryota, Viridiplantae, Streptophyta, Magnoliopsida, Poales, Poaceae.
UUCCCCGCGACGGUGGUCAAGGCGGUCGACAGGCUGAGCUACGUCCUGGAGUGCCUGGAUGAUCAAGUGGACGGUGGGAAGGUGGCGGUGUACCGGCAUUGGAGGUACAUCAGGCCGGCUGAAUACCAUUGCCCGCGGGAGAGCAAGGUGCGUCUUUAUCCUGGCACCGCGGUGGAGGUGUGCUGCGACGAGGCAUGGUUGCAAGGAGUGGUGCGCAGGGUUGUCAGGGAGGAUUUUGAGUAUGAGGUCAGUGUCGAUGGUGAGAAGGCGGAGCAGCUGCUAACCAAGACGGUGUACCAGCUGAGGCCACUAUACAUGUGGAACGGCAAGCGUUGGACUCAUGGUCAGCAAGCUUCUCUAUCGGCAACACCACCAUCGGCACAGCUCACCGAUACUUUGGCUGUAAAUGUCCCGGAUACUCUGCCAGCUGGAGAAUCUGCCGAAGACAUGCCAACAUCCCCUCCUUCAACCAGAAUUAGGACAUUGUCUCCGGCGCUGAAGAAAGUAAGGACAAGGGCUUCACCUUCUCAAAUCAGGACACUAUCUCCCUCUUCGAAGAAAGCAAGAACAUCAUCUUCAUUUCGUCAGGCUACCCAGCAAGCAUUGGCCGGAUCCUCCAGUCAACUAUCAAUCCAACAAGACACACCUGAUACCACAAUCUCUACACUUCUUCCUUCUGGCUCUAAUCUUGAUGAAAUAAACUUGAAGCAAGCGCAGGAUUCCCCAGAUAAUAGCAUGUUCUCCUUCCAAAUCGGAAUCACUGCACAAGAAGAAGAAGAACCAUCUUCGGCUGAAUCGGCUGUACUACCUGACGAUGUCAAGGCCAAGCUCCAAGAGGUAUUCCAGCUUCUGAGCCAGGAUAUUGGUUAACUGGUCCGGGACGCCAAGCCGAUUCGCACUAUUCUGAAGACUUUGGAAGGCCAACUCCCAGAAUCAAUCGAAGAAGUUUUGAUUCCUGCAGCUUUUAUCGAGAGUCACCGAGUACAAGUUUUCAAGGCUCAGAAGCGUCUCGCCGACCGUGCUCAGCAGGAACAGAUCUGAAAGCAAAGAGAUGAUUUCAAGAAUCAACUAGAAUCAACCUGUGCCGAAAUUGACUCUAUGAAGAAGACUAAGAGCGAACUGGAAUCCAAGCGCGACUCUCUCCUUCAGGUACUCAAUCGAGUCAACCAAGAGAUUGAUGUCGUAGAUAAUGACUUGGCUAGGAUUCAACCAACCAUCAUCAGACUUGAAAGAGAAAAGCAAGAACAAGCACGCCAAGCUUACCAACUGCACAAGAGCAUGCAGCCGAUCCCUGGUUCGGCAAGUGAUGAUAACAAGGUGAUCCAAAAAGCUGACAAAAUCCGCCUGCCUGCGAUGAAUGCGAUCCAGAAUGCCCUCGGAUCGUUGUAAGAAACCUGACAAUAUCUUGAGCUGUAGUUUUGAAACUCGUCCAUUGUAACACAAACAAUCCAACUGCUUUGUGACAUAUGCUCAUCAUGUGACUCCCGAAUCUCGCUGUGAUGAAUAAUAUUUUGCAGUAUAAAUGCCAACAAAAAUACACUUCUCUUUGUA